Messenger RNA from Vigna umbellata (rice bean), 2055 nucleotides. RefSeq names its product Mitochondrial transcription termination factor family protein (gene MDA1). The record is from RefSeq and is a predicted model, not a curated record. Gene Ontology annotation, biological process: regulation of DNA-templated transcription. Gene Ontology annotation, molecular function: double-stranded DNA binding. NCBI's taxonomy places the organism in Eukaryota, Viridiplantae, Streptophyta, Magnoliopsida, Fabales, Fabaceae.
CUUAAUCUUGUUUUCAACAUUACCUUAUCUCCCAUGAUUCUGUCCGUUGUCUGUAGUCCUCGCAGUGAUACAAAAAUGAAAAAAACCUUUCUUUUUCACAGAAACUAACUCGGACCUAAGAAGAUGAAGACUUUCUCCUCAAUUCAACUACCCCACCAUUUUUAUUGUGCAAGAUUCUUCUCCUACACAACCACAAGGACUCAACUUUCUUUUCCUGCAAAGGUCUUCAUUUGCCAGGCAAAAUCAGGUAUAGAUGGGUCAUUGAAUUUAAAAGUGGUGUCUCCCACUCUGUUAGUAGCAGAAAAGGAAGAAGCCAAGGCUGUAUUGGCCUUGUUCUUGAAGAAGCAAGGUUUGAGCAAUGCGGUUGCUGCUAGAACCAUCAACAAGUCAGAUCUUUUUAUUGAUCACCUUGUCUCAAAGCUUCAUUCUAAACACAGAUCUUGGUAUCUUGCAGGAAGAGAGCUUACAACUUUGGAGAUCAGGGAUGCUCUUAUCCCUUAUCUUGAAUCUCUGUUUGAAGAGCAUGGUGACAUUCUAGUGGAUGUCGUGGAAAACUAUCCAAACCCACCUGUUAAGGACAAAUCUGCAGUGCCAGUUCCUCCUUCUAGUCCAGUCUUAGACUCUAAGAAGCUUAAAGCUGUGUCACUAGUGAGUGAGACAGACCCAGAUGGUGGCAAUCUGCGCCCUCAUAUUGUCUAUCUCAUGGAACUUGGUAUGGAUAUUGAGCAGAUUCGGAGUAUCACACAUCGAUUCCCAGCUUUUGCCUACUAUAGCUUGGAGGGUAAAGUUAAGCCAGUGGUUGAGUUUUUUCUUGAACUUGGGGUUCCAAGAGAGCACAUUCCCAUUAUCCUCAGUAAAAGGCCACAGUUAUGUGGUUUCAGUCUAUCUGAAAAUCUUAAACCCACCAUGAAGUUCUUAGAGUCAUUGGGUAUUGACAAGAAGCAAUGGCCAAAGCUGAUCUAUCGCUUCCCAGCCCUGCUAACUUAUAGCAGGCAGAAAGUGAUGGAAAGCAUAGAUUUCCUUCUUGAAUUGGGCCUAUCUGAAGAGAAUAUAGGUAAGAUUUUAACUCGUUGCCCCAAUAUCGUUAGUUAUAGUGUAGAGGACAAUCUCCGACCCACAGCAAAGUACUUCCAUUCUUUGGGGGCUGAUGUUGGCAUUCUUCUAUUCAGAUGCCCACAGAAUUUUGGACUUAGCAUUGAGGCCAACCUGAAACCUAUAACAGCAUUUUUCUUGGAGAGGGGAUACACUUUGGAAGAAAUUGGUACCAUGAUUUCAAGAUAUGGAGCCUUGUAUACUUUUAGCUUGACUGAAAAUUUGAUUCCAAAAUGGGAUUUCUUUUUGACCACAGGAUACCCAAACUCUGAGCUGGUUAAGUUUCCUCAGUAUUUUGGAUACAGUUUAGAGAAAAGGAUUAAACCUAGAUUUGCAAUCAUGAAGAAAUCUGGGGUAAAGUUACUGCUGAACCAGGUUCUUUCUCUGUCAAGCAACAACUUUGACAAGGCCUUGAAAAAGAAAAUGAAAAAAAUGCAAGAUGGUUAGGAUUUUAGUUACAACAGCAAAGUUCCUCAAUCCAUCAGAAAAAGAAAAUUGAGACUUUCAGGUAAUGUUACAGGUUAGAAGCUACUGAACUUCACGGUUGUUUUGUUUUUGGAGGGAUCAAUGAAGUCAAAAGUUGCAGUUAUACUGGAACAUUAUUAGUCAAUAGCUAGGUCCUGAAACCAAACUCUGGUAACAUCCAUAUUUGAAACCUUUCUUGGACGCCACAGGUGCCAUUAUUUGUUAUUGUUAGAUGUCCCUUGAAACUAGUACUGUCAACAAUAUGAGAAGUGCUUCUGCAAUGAGUUGUCCGACAAAAUCACUAUCAGAUAAAUUCAGUUGCAGUUUUGGUGCUGCAGCAUGUGUAACGGUGGAUUUUUCAUUGGAGUUUGGUUUAUAGCAGAUCAUUUGCAUGAAUAGCCUUUUCAUUGGUUAAAUUAUUGUAAUUAUAUCGAUUUACAGUACUCCUAUGGAUUUGUCUCGUAACAAAUUAAUGAAUAAUUUUCUCAUUUGUUCGAA